Messenger RNA from Laccaria bicolor S238N-H82, 1617 nucleotides. RefSeq lists its product as uncharacterized. Lineage: Eukaryota; Fungi; Basidiomycota; Agaricomycetes; Agaricales; Hydnangiaceae. The coding region runs from base 1 to 1617 and encodes 538 amino acids. The record is from RefSeq and is a predicted model, not a curated record. The transcript is spliced from 10 exons.
AUGAAUUCCGUCAGUCUUCCCGAUCCUUGUCUCACAGCUCAGACGAUUCGUACUGGUCCCGUUGACCCAGACGUAGGAGGAAUUGCAGUAGGAGUGUCCAACAUCGCCAUUAAUAUUCUACUUCUUUAUCCCAUUUUGAUUGCAACGGCGUCAAGCAUUGGGAGCGGGAACCUUUCCUUGUUCGAUGCCCAUUACGCGGUCGCCGUUACUGCUUCUCCCAUAACCGUCUACCUCGUCUAUUCUUCAUUUCGAGACCUUUUCCUCGGCCCGAAUACUCUUUUUGAGAAACUUAUGUCGUCUAAGGCCGUUGUGCGGUACCUCGGCCUGAUCCUACCCUUUCUCUGGCUCUUUUUCGCCACAGAUGCGACAUAUUUCAAAAAUACCAAACCUGGCAAAAUAAAUUACAACAUCUCCCAACGUGGAAGCGAAUUUUUCUCACGGUCUGGUAUGUACCAAUGGCAUGUUGCCAGGGGGCUAACAUUCGAUGGUUAUCAAUUCAAUUACGGCCAGGUGACUUCGGUCUUCUCUAUAAUACCGCCCUUCCUUGCUGUCGGCGAAUUGCUUGUCAAGCGAUCGAGCGACAUAUUCGAUUACUUCAAGGGCAUGCCCCAGUAUUUUUGUACUGGUGUCAGAUUUUUACUGACUGGGCGACCGAAUUCCCGGGAACAAGAUCUUUUGGAAACACGGCGCGCUUCAAAUUCUUGGUCACCCCUCCAAUGGUUAGGUGUCCUCGUUGUGUGGCUCUCCGUUUCGGGACUUCAAGCUGCCUGGAUUUUGGGAUUGUAUGUCAAUGGAUACAUGGUGUGCGUCAUCAACAUCCUGGUGUGGACCAGUUACUUCGAGCACUAUAUGAAGAGGACCUUGCAUCUCAUAAUCGUCCUUCCAAUUGCCUUCGCCAUGUGCGCUGGCCCAUUAUUUGCCCCAUUCGCUGGCUUGCCCCUCGCCCAGCAGUACCAAUGGACGCACGUUUGUGACUCCUUCGCCGGAGAAGCAAUCAUCCAAUCACCCUCCCUCGGUUCUUCUCGAAAACCUCUCAUGUCAUUCUAUUACCCCCAAACCCCAGACUCAACCGCCAAAAUCCACUAUUUUGACUACGUUAUGGCAAAUGACCCAAACACAACGAUCCAAACGCUCUCAUUCGCCGGCGCAGUAUCGCAAGGGGUCAUUCCAGCCGACCUCUGGCCAGACAUCCAAUCCGUAUCAAUCGCCUCCCCCGGAAAAAGCAACUCCAUCUCAGCGCAAUGCGCAACGGCAGGCAACUCGUCCAUGGUUCCCGUCCCAUGCAUGACGGGGACUUAUCAAAUAUCGCCGUAUCUUAAUUUCUCACUGCAAGAUUCUGGAAACACCACUUAUCUUCGAGCGGUCGAUGAAGAGUGGCAAUUUGUUGAUGACGCUCCAAGCUUUGUCCUUCGAUACUCCUCGCCAAAUCCACACCAGCCACUGGGAGGCAUAGCUAUCCAGACUGCUGUCACGGAGCGCAACCACUGUGAGGUUCUCAAAGUUUGCCUUGGCUCCAGGAAAUUGGGUUUCGAUAUCCUGGCUCCCCUUGGGGUAGCGUUUAUAUCUCAGAACAACUUCGCCGCCUACUGCACGCAGCCUCGAAUCUAUAACCUUUAA